Bradysia coprophila is the source of this 590-nucleotide messenger RNA. RefSeq names its product holotricin-3-like. NCBI's taxonomy places the organism in Eukaryota, Metazoa, Arthropoda, Insecta, Diptera, Sciaridae. The record is from RefSeq and is a predicted model, not a curated record.
CUGUUGUUAAUUAUACACAGUUCAAGUGUCAAUAAGUUAACAAUGAAUCUAUUCACCGUAUUACUUCUGUGCAUUUUUGCUAUCGUUGGAGUCUUUGGUGCUCCUGGACACGAUGGACAUGGACGUGAAUCUCACGGUCAUGGACGUGAAUCCCAUGGUCAUGGACGUGAAUCUCACGGUCAUGGAGUUGAAUCCCAUGGUCAUGGUCACGAAAUCGAAUCACAUGGACAUGGACACGAAACACAUGGUCAUGGAUCGUCAGGUCAUGGAUCGUCUGGUCAUGGAUCGUCAGGUCAUGGAUCGUCUGGUCAUGGAUCGUCUGGUCAUGGAUCGUCUGGUCAUGGAUCGUCUGGUCAUGGAUCGUCUGGUCAUGGAUCGUCUGGUCAUGGAUCGUCUGGUCAUGGAUCGUCUGGUCAUGGAUCGUCAGGUCAUGGAGGUCAUGGACAUCACUAAAAAUCGACUAAUGUGGUCAGUUGUUAUCGAUGUCUCAGGGCAAAGUUGACAUACAACAUACAACAUAAGGUUGAAAAAUGUUCUGUUUAAGUGUUAUUUGAUCAUUCAAACUUUACAAUAAAUAGUUUUUCGACUAA